GCCUGAUUGUCAUUCUCAACGUUCUUGUGGCCUGUCUUUUCUGCCCUGUACAGAGCAAAGACCCACUCUGUGUAGCCACUAACCAGACACAGGCCAGCGGCCAUGACCUCCCUCAGCUUACCGGAAGUUACGUGGCCUACAUGGAAUGGUGGAACUCCGAGACCGAGAACUUCGUCUUCCGCCAGGACUACGUCUGGCAAGAGGCCAACAUGGCGGCUGUGAAGAUCCGCGGACUGUUUGACCCCGGAGACACCUACGUGUUUAUUUCUGACUACAACUCGAGCCAGCUGUACACGGUGGUGGGGAGUGGAGAUGGCGAGUCGAGAUGCACCACCUAA
Molecule: messenger RNA, 338 nt
Organism: Aplysia californica (California sea hare)
Lineage: Eukaryota; Metazoa; Mollusca; Gastropoda; Aplysiida; Aplysiidae
Source: RefSeq, a predicted model, not a curated record